AUGUCCAGUAUCUAUACACGCCCACAAAUACCAGAGAAUAAAGUUGGCUGUGGUAAAUGUGGAUACGUUGGUCAUUUAACUUUUCAAUGUCGUAAUUUUCUCCAAGCAAAUCCGUCCAAAGCCGUUGUACUUGACGUUAGCUCGACUAGUUCGCCGUCGAGUGACGACGAUAACGAUACACCACUUCAACAACUCGCUCGGCAAGAAAUCAACCGUGACAAACAGCAAGUGCAAAAGAAAGACUCAGAAGUAAAAUCGAAGAAGAAAGAAAAAAGCAAACGUAAACGACGUCGAUCGCCAAGUACUAGUAGUACUUCGGAAUCAGAAUCAGAAUCGGAGUCGGAAUCAAAACAUUCGAAACGCACUGGUUGGUCAAUUAGUGACAACAAAUCUUAUUUCGCACACGGUCAAAUACCUGGUAGUGUUCAUACGAUUCUCCUUGCGGCAAAUCAAAUUACUGAGCCUUAUUGGAAUUACAAUGAUGUCGAUCUUCGUUCUCUUGUCUACACGUCAUGGACCUUUACAAAAGAUUUUACUUUAUCAAACGACUUCCUCACGUUGACACAAUUUACACUUCAUUUCGAUCAAAUCGAUACAGUGGCUAAUAUAACCUUGAACGAAUGUUUUCUUGGUCGAACAAAUAGUAUGUUUAUUCCAUACAACUUCAAUAUUUUACGUUCAUGUUUACAAUCCAUUAAUCAACUUCGUAUCGAUUUCGAAUCCCCAGUAAUCUAUGCACUGAAUCAAGCAAAAGCAUACAAUGAUACUGUACCACCCGACUGUCCACCGGAUGUACAACACGGCGAAUGCCAUGUGCAAUUUAUUCGAAAAGAACCAUGCUCGUUCAGUUGGGACUGGGGACCAGCAUUUGCACCAAUAGGCAUUCCGGGUGAUGUGUACCUCGAAAGCACUAAUAAUGCGGACAUAUCUAUUGAAUUGGAAAGUGUCAAUGUUGCUUCUUAUCAAGCAGCUGGAAACCAGUGGCAAGUCGAUGUCCUCCUGAGUAGUCACAAUGAUCCGUUCGAAUGCCAAUUGAAAUUCAUCUUAGAGAAUACAUCAUUUGUAUAUGAAGUAACCGUUACGUUCGAUCAUGAAAUAUCAAUCUCCGUAUUGAUUCCGGAUGAAAAUAUCGAGCUAUGGUGGCCCAAUGGAUAUGGGGAGCAAAAACUAUACACAUUGUCGAUCUAUAAUAAGGAACAGUUCAUCGGCUCACGACUUAUCGGUUUCCGUACCGUACAACUUAUUCAACACGAUUACGGUCCACAGAUAAAUGGAACAUCAUUUUACUUUCUCAUUAAUUAUCAACCAAUUUUCAUUAAAGGAAGUAAUUGGAUACCGCCAGAUGCAUUUCAAGAACGUGUUACUGACACCGAUCUCGAACGUUUACUUCGGUCAGCACAAGUAGCAAGCAUGAAUAUGCUACGUAUUUGGGGUGGUGGUAUUUACGAACGCAACUCAUUCUAUGAACUAGCUGAUCAUUUAGGCAUCAUGUUAUGGCAUGAUUUCAUGUUUGCUUGCAGCUUAUAUCCAGUGGAUAAAGCAUUUCUACAAAAUGUUCAUGACGAAAUUGUGUAUCAAGUGAAACGUCUUCAAUCACAUGCUUCGAUUGUUCUUUGGGCAGGAAAUAACGAAAAUGAAGGAGCUGUGGCGCAAAACUGGUACGACAUACCAAAAGAAAGAAUGGCGAAAGUGAAAGACGAUUAUCGACAGUUAUAUGUGAACACAGUUAUGGCUGCUGUUAAAGAAAUCGAUAAAGGUAACAAUCGGCCAUUCGUGACUUCCUCACCAAGCAAUGGUAUUGAAUCGAUCAAAGAAGAUUAUAUUGCUACUGAUCCAAAUGAUUCGAUUUAUGGUGAUGUUCAUUUUUAUGGCUAUGGUAUUGAUUCAUGGGAUCCACGCACAUAUCCAAUCACCCGUUUCCUUUCGGAAACAGGAAUUCAAUCAUUGCCAAGUUUAGAUACAUGGAAACAAGCAACAAGUAAUCCAGUGGAUUUCAAUUUCAACAGCUCAUUCCUUCAACAUCGAGAACAUUCGAACAAUCAACUCACUGGAAUCAUGUUGCAUAUUCAAAGUAAUCUCCCGUUACCAGUUACAAAAGAUCCAUUGAAAAACUUUACACAACUGAUUUAUUUGAGUCAAAUCAAUCAAGCAAUGACACUGAAAAGUAUUAGUGAUGUCUGUCGAGUGCAUUCAUCAGAAAAUACGAUAGACCCAAAAACGAGUCAAGGUCACACUAUGGGUUUGAUGUAUUGGCAAAUCAAUGAUAUUUGGCAAGGACCUACAUGGUCAACCAUUGAAUAUGGAUUUCGAUGGAAAAUGGCUCAUUACUACGUGCAACAUAUGUAUGAACCUGUUUAUCCUAUCGCAAUUCUUACUCCCUAUCAAGCGAAUGUUACUGAUGAGACUGCACGUAUUUCUCUAAAUGUUGUCAAUGAUUUUGCCAAAGAAAUAUCUGGUCAAUUGACAUGUUCGAUUCACACAUUAGAUACAUUCGCUGUACGAAUGUCUAUGGCAUAUGAUAUUACUCUCGGCUUUGCCACUUUGAAACAUAUCGUUGAUCUACCUUACAAAUUAUUGAUGAACCGCGCGGAUUGUUCUAAUGACCGUCAAUAUUGUAUUCUACACUGUUGGUUAAACCAUAAUCAUCAUCAAGUUGACCAAACAUUAUUUUUCACCUCACCCAAAGCCUAUCAGUUGUAUCAACCGAAUCUUCGCAUAGAAAAUGUUCAACAAGUAACUCCGAUGGAUAUUGUCUUUCGAAUCUCAGCCACUCGACCAGCAUUAUUCGUUUGGUUGGAAGUAUCGUCACAUAUAAGUGGUUAUUUCUCACGAAAUGGUUUUCACAUGUUUGAGCCAGUAUCCACAGUUACUUUUCAUUCAUGGACGCCAAUCACGAACUUUACCAGUGCUAGUUUUGCUUUGCGUAGCAAUUCGCUGUUUGAUAUAACACAACCGUGA
Messenger RNA from Adineta ricciae, 2958 nucleotides. The record is from the annotation of a GenBank genome assembly. NCBI's taxonomy places the organism in Eukaryota, Metazoa, Rotifera, Eurotatoria, Adinetida, Adinetidae.